AUAGGAACUUGAUGGACCUCGAUCCGUAUAAAAGGAUCGCCGUGUGAAUCGGAAAGCAUCAGUAACCGUCUGAUAUUUUCAGAAGAAAAUUAGCAGCAUGCAGUCUCUCAAGAUCGCUCUUCUUUUCGCCUUCGUGGCCAUGGCCAGCACUUGCUCGCAAACUCCUGGAACCACCACCACCACUGUCACCACCUCCGUUACUACUGUUUCGGCUGAUGAUGAGAGCGACUCUGGCAUGCUGAAUGCUCACGAACGCGGCAUCAUCCGCAAGACCUGGGAACAGGCCAAGAAGGACGGCGAUGUUGCUCCCCAAGUUCUCUUCCGUUUCAUCAAGGCCCACCCCGAAUACCAGAAGAUGUUCAAAUCGUUCGCCAACGUUCCCCAAGCUGAGCUUAUGACCAACGGAAACUUCUUGGCUCAGGCCUACACCAUCUUGGCCGGUUUGAACGUCGUCAUCCAGUCCCUCAACAGCCAGGAACUUUUGGCCGCCCAGUUGAACGCUCUCGGUGGUGCUCACCAGCCCCGUGGAACUACUCCCAUCAUGUUCGAGCAAUUCGGUGCUGUCGCAGAGGAAGUCCUUGCUGAAGAGCUCGGCAGCGCCUUCAACGCUGAGGCCAGACAAGCCUGGAAGAACGGUAUGCGCGCUUUGGUGGCUGGCAUCGCCAAGAACCUCAAGAAACCCGAAGAUUUGGCUGAUCCUCAGACCAAGUUGACCCCCCACCAGGUUCGCGAUGUCCAGAGGACUUGGGAGAACUUGAGGGCCAACCGCAACGCCAUGGUCUCAGCCAUCUUCAUCAAGCUGUUCAAGGAGACCCCCCGCGUCCAGAAGCACUUCGCCAAAUUCGCUAGCGUCGCCGUCGAUGCUUUGCCCGAAAACGGUGAAUUCAACAAGCAGGUUGCUUUGGUCGCCGAUCGUCUGGACACCAUCAUCGCCGCCAUGGACGACAAGCUCCAGCUUUUGGGCAACAUCAACUACAUGCGUUACACUCACCAGCCUCCCCGUGCCAUUCCUCGUCAGACUUUCGAGGACUUUGCCCGUCUCCUCAUCGACAGCCUCGAGGCUAGCGGUGUUUCUGGUGACGAUUUGGACUCCUGGAAGGGUGUUUUGACCGUCUUUGUUAACGGUGUUUCUCCCAAGUAAAUCGAUCACUCUCCUUCCCAUUCGGA
This is a messenger RNA of Daphnia carinata, 1167 nucleotides long. RefSeq lists its product as uncharacterized. Gene Ontology annotation, molecular function: heme binding; oxygen binding. Gene Ontology annotation, cellular component: extracellular region; hemoglobin complex. NCBI's taxonomy places the organism in Eukaryota, Metazoa, Arthropoda, Branchiopoda, Diplostraca, Daphniidae. The record is from RefSeq and is a predicted model, not a curated record. The transcript is spliced from 7 exons. Bases 98 to 1141 code for a protein of 347 amino acids. Gene Ontology annotation, biological process: oxygen transport.